UAGAUCUACUACUCCAGCACCCAUAGGCUAAGCGCGGCGAGGGUGACCCGGAGGAGAAGAGAGAACCAGGAGGAGGAGAAGGAUGCGGGGCUUCUACUCCAAGCUGGACAGCGGUGCCUCCCUGCUGGGCGGUGGAGGUGGAGGUGGUGGGGCCGGAGGGAGCCAUUCGUCCCUGGCCAUGCCCCUGAACCUGGCGGUGGAGACGGAGAAGGCCCAGGCUCUACUGCAGACCUUCAGCUCGGCAUCCCUGCUGGCCAGCGCAGGCCUGGGGGUCUUCUGCCUGCUGGCUGACCAGUUUCUGCAGACGCCCUUCGUGCUGCAGCACGUGUGGCUACGCGCCGUGCUGGACAACGGCGUGCACGGCCUGAUCGGCCUCUGGUCCUGGGCCAUCGUCAUCGGCCUGCGCAAGCGCAGCGACUUCUACGAGGUGGCGCUGGCCGGCUUCCUGGCCUCCGUCAUCGACCUGGACCACUUCUACAUGGCGGGCUCGCUCUCGCUCAAGGCCGCCUUGAACCUGCCGCACCGGCCGCCGCUGCACUGCUCCACGCUGAUCCCGGCGCUCUGCUUCUCGCUGCGGCUGCUGAUGUGGGCGCUGCGCCUCAAGGACUCCUGGUGCUCGCUGCCCUGGAUGCUCUUCGUGGCGCUGGCCUCGCACCACGUGCGCGACGGCACGCGCCACGGCCUCUGGCUCUACCCGCUGGGCCACACGGCGCCCAUCUCCUAUUGGCUGUACGUCAGCAUCACGGCCACGCUGCCGCACCUGUGCUCUGUGCUGAUGUACCUGACGGGAACGCGGGACAUGAUCUCCACGAAACACGGAGUGGCCAUAGAUGUCUAAUGGACACACACACACAUGUACACACACACACACACACACACACACACACACAUGGUGACACGCAUACCCACAGACGCAUACACUCUCCACUAAACAUG
Molecule: messenger RNA, 936 nt
Organism: Engraulis encrasicolus (European anchovy)
Lineage: Eukaryota; Metazoa; Chordata; Actinopteri; Clupeiformes; Engraulidae
Gene: tmem267
Product: transmembrane protein 267
Exons: 3
Coding region: 83-838 (251 amino acids)
Source: RefSeq, a predicted model, not a curated record